Molecule: messenger RNA, 2208 nt
Organism: Grus americana (Whooping crane)
Lineage: Eukaryota; Metazoa; Chordata; Aves; Gruiformes; Gruidae
Gene: UCK1
Product: uridine-cytidine kinase 1
Exons: 7
Coding region: 41-859 (272 amino acids)
Cellular component (GO): cytosol; cytoplasm
Molecular function (GO): kinase activity; ATP binding
Source: RefSeq, a predicted model, not a curated record
CGGCAGCGCGCCCCGGCUGUUCCGCGUCCCUCAGCCCGCCAUGGCCUCCGCCGGCGGCGCCGAGCCGGAGCGGCCGCGCCCUAAGCCCUUCCUCAUCGGUGUCAGCGGCGGCACCGCCAGCGGCAAGUCCACAGUCUGCGAGAAGAUCAUGGAGCUGCUGGGGCAGAACGAGGUGGACCGCCGCCAGCGCAAGGUCCUCAUCCUCAGCCAGGAUAGCUUCUACAAAGUGCUGACCGCCGAGCAGAAGGCCAAGGCGCUGAAGGGGCAGUACAACUUCGACCACCCGGAUGCUUUUGAUAAUGAUUUGAUGCAUACAACCCUGAAAAGUAUUGUUGAGGGGAAAACGGUCGAGGUACCAACGUACGACUUUGUGACCCAUUCUAGGCUGGCAGAGACAACAGUGGUCUAUCCCGCUGACGUCGUCCUCUUCGAGGGGAUCCUGGUUUUCUACAAUCAAGACAUUCGGGAUAUGUUCCAUCUCCGGCUCUUUGUCGACACGGAUUCUGACGUCCGGCUGUCCCGCAGAGUUCUGCGAGAUAUGAAACGUGGGAGGGACCUCGAGCAGAUCCUCACCCAGUACACCACAUUCGUCAAGCCCGCCUUCGAGGAGUUCUGCUUGCCGACAAAGAAGUAUGCAGAUGUGAUCAUCCCCCGAGGAGUUGACAACAUGGUUGCUAUAAACCUCAUAGUGCAGCACAUUCAAGACAUCCUAAAUGGAGACAUCUGCAAGUGGCAGCGAGGGGCAAUGAAUGGACAUGGUCGGGCCUACAAGCGCUCAUUCCCUGAACAAACAGAGAGCACCAGCAUGCUAGCGGCCGGCAAACGCUCCCACCUGGAGUCCAGCAGCCGUCCACACUAACCUGUCAGUGUCUGAAGGAUUUGGCUCUAGUCCAGACUGAUGCUGAAGACCACUUUGGGAAAGAAGGACUUCAGCAGAAUGGUUGGUGAAGUGCCCUUUGAAUCAUCCUACCAGCAGCGGGGAUACCGAUGUAAAACUCCUUGCAGAGGGGAGAGGAAGGAGUUGUUCUACCACUCCUCUCCCCUCCAAAAUCCCUCCCCUUUUAUCCCUGUGAUGUCUGGAGUUAUGAUGUUACUUGAUGAACUGGUUAAAGGCAAUGCUAUUUGCCUUUUCUUAAUUUUUAAAAAUGAGAUCUAAUGCCGAAGUCUCCCCUGAAAAUUAAGCGCUACCAUAUGAUUAGCAAGAUACCCCAUUUCCCUGAUAAUGAUCUUCCUUAGCAGGAAAAUCAGCUGCCUGGUUUUUUUCAAAAGAAAAAAAUCAGUCUCUUUAUCCAAGACUAACUCUUGUCCUGUUAAUUCUAAGAAGCAGGUGCAGUCCUUACUCUUCUCCACCUUGCUGGGACCUUGAGUUCUGGCAUUGCUCUCCUGCUGCCAGCCUCCUUUUUAGCAUUUUAGAAGAAUGUGGGAGCAGGAUUGACCUGUAGAGGAAUCUCUUCCCUAAGAUACAGAGGAAACAGAGACUGUCUGGGACAAAUGGGGACUUGCAGUUCAUCGAGGGGACAGGCCCAAGAAGUUGUGUGAUUCUGGUUCCUAAAUUAUUCCUUUCUCAGCUUGCUACACUGUAUGAUUAUUUUUUUUGUACCCAAAUAGUUUCCUUUACCGCAGUUACUGAAUGCAUGAGCUCCAACUGGAUUGAGUUGCUCAUGGAAAUAGAAACCUGACCUUGUCAGUAUUAGUGUCUUUUAGGGCAUUUCUGUACUACUGGUUGCAGAUUUUGCUGGGUGGAAUCCAUCCACUUCCAGAUGGGGGAGAAAGCUGAGAAUUGCAAGACCCUCCUUCUGAUGGCACAAACAUUAUCUGGACAUGCUUCUACCCUCAAACAGGGUCAAAACGCUUGCCUUGCACUCAGGCAGUUUAAACUCAAGAAUGUCUGGUUUUUCUAAAAAGAGCAGACAAGAGGCUGCUCCUGGUUUCUGUAGUUUACCCCAGAUAAGCGAUGCUGAAGCAACAUGACAUCUCUGGGGGAAAAAAUAAUCUGAAAUGAAGUGCCAGUUGGGCCUUUGAAAAUGUCCUUGUGAUAUCCUUGAGUCUGGACUUAGGGUGUAAUUUUAAGAAUGUGAGUGGGGAAGGGAAAUAUUAUUAAGAGGAACUUUUUCAUAUUUGCUACUUUUCUAAACCCAGGGUCUGGCUGUGUUGGUUGUGGAUGUGUUACUUUGGCUAAUAAACAAAUGAAUAAACAGUGAGCAGAAA